AUGGCAAAAAAUUAUAUCGGCAUAAAGUUGGUUGAUGUAUGGCUGACUGUAAGACAAACUACAACAACAACAACGACUACCAUUACAACAAACCAACUGAACAACACCACCACCACCACAACAACCGCAACCACCACCUAUCCGACAAUCAUUACCACCAAAAGACAUAAAACUACCAUCACAGUAAAACAAAACAGAACCACUCCAACAGCCACUACCACAACUACGAUUACAACCACCAGAUCACCCACAAUCUCUCAAAAAACAACCUCCAGAAUCAAAUCUCCAAUAACAACCACUAACAACAGAAGACCAAUAACAAGAAAACCAUCAUUAAACACUCUAGUGACUACAACUAAUACUUCCCCAAGGAUGACGAUCGCUAAUAAACUACGAAGUACCAUCACAACAAAACCACACACCACCGCCAUCAAUACAAAUACAACCACAAAUCCGCCAACCAUCACCACCACUUCAAUGACCACCACCAUUACCAGAAAUAUUACAAACACCACAGUGAAACCUAACACCAGCUCCACAAUAACAACCACCACAACAGAAGCAACCACAACCAACUCUACUCCAACCACCAUCACUACAAUGAAGCCACGACCAAUAACCAAAAGUCCUAUGAUACAUUUCCCAGAUACCACAGACGACGAGCAUCUUGAGAGGCAUAAAAUACAGACCCUAGAAAUCCCAGAGGUGGAUCAGGUGCCCAGAAGGAGCAAGUAUCCCCCGUCGACCAGUCACACCCGCCGUGAGCUCUAUGAGCAGGGACAUCCACAAACCAUCACCACCACUUCACUGACCACCACCACUACCAAAAAUAUAACAAACACCACAGUGAAACCUAACACCAGCAUCACAAUAACAACCACCACAACAGAAGCAACAACAAACAACACUACUCCAACCACCACCAUUACAACGACGCCACGACCAAUAACCAAAAGUCCUAUGAUGCAUUUCCCAGAUAUCACAGACAACGAGGAUCUUGAGAAAUUUAACAAACAACGUCCACUGACCAGUAAAGAAUCAACACAGCAUGAUGAGGCAGAAGAGGAAACAACUUCAAAUACAAUUUACAUAAUCGUUGGUGUGGCCGUGGGGGUCGUGCUCGUGAUAAUGUUUUUGUUCCUGAAAGUUAAAAACGUUUAUGAGACUCUUAUGAUAACUUCUAGAACUCAUUUUGAGGAAAUAUCAGCUACAACUACUAGUAUAUAA
This is a messenger RNA of Saccostrea echinata, 1227 nucleotides long. Its product is annotated as mucin-2-like. The transcript has 5 exons. The record is from RefSeq and is a predicted model, not a curated record. Lineage: Eukaryota; Metazoa; Mollusca; Bivalvia; Ostreida; Ostreidae. Bases 1 to 1227 code for a protein of 408 amino acids.